AUGGCUGAAUCUAACACAACAACCCUCGCUGUUAGAUAUCGAUACGUUUUAAAACGUAAUAGCGUCGGAAUGAAGGUGUUACAGUUUUUACCACACAAUGUUCGCGAGGUGAAACACGACCUAGUGGAAUUUAAAGACGACUUGGAGUAUCUCAGAAGUCUGGAUCCCAAGGAUUGGAAACACCAGGACCACUACCGCGUCCUGGGAAUCCCGACUUUGAGAUUCAACGCCUCCGAGGAAACCAUCCGCUCUGCUUAUCGGCAAAAAGUCCUGCAUCACCACCCGGAUAAACGCAAGGCCAAAGGCGCGGAAGUCAAAGCGAACGACGACUACUUCACGUGCAUUACGAUGGCGUACGAAACCCUCGGCGAUCCCAAGAAGCGGAAAUCGUACGACUCCGUCGAUCCAGAGUUCGACGACGGUCUACCGAGCAGCCACGAAAUAAAAAAAGAUUUUUAUGGAACGGAGUUUUCGUACGAGGAUCUGGAAGAUAAAGACGCCUGUUCGGGUCGCGAGGGGAAGACACACGGACAAGCCGAAAGAGCCAGGAAGAAGAAGGAAGAAAUGGCGAGGUUGAGGACUUUGGUCGACUUAGCCUACAAGAACGACCCCAGGAUCAUCCAAUUCAAACAGGAGGAGAAGGAUCGUAAAAUAGAGGCUAAGAAAUCAAAAAAAGCUGCCCUCGAAAAACAGAUAGAGGACGAACAAAAAGCUGUCAAAGAAGCGAAAUUGGCCAUGGAAAAAGCGGCGGCUGAAGGAAAGGCCCGAAUUGGAGGCGAUCGAAAAAAACGAGAAAUGCAGAAAAAUGCGUUGAAGAAAGAGCGUAAGACACUCAGGGACAUCUGCAAAUCCAACAACUAUUUCGUCGAAAAUCCAGAGCAGACCUUGAAACACAUAACGGCCGUAGAAACGAUCUGCGAAAGGAUGAACAUCGAGGAAUUGAGAGAAAUAAACGAGCAAAUAUAA
Coccinella septempunctata (seven-spotted ladybird) is the source of this 966-nucleotide messenger RNA. Its product is annotated as dnaJ homolog subfamily C member 2-like. Bases 1 to 966 code for a protein of 321 amino acids. Lineage: Eukaryota; Metazoa; Arthropoda; Insecta; Coleoptera; Coccinellidae. Gene Ontology annotation, biological process: regulation of translational fidelity; 'de novo' cotranslational protein folding. The record is from RefSeq and is a predicted model, not a curated record. Gene Ontology annotation, cellular component: cytosol. Gene Ontology annotation, molecular function: ribosome binding; Hsp70 protein binding. The transcript is spliced from 2 exons.